Ceraceosorus bombacis is the source of this 1008-nucleotide messenger RNA. Lineage: Eukaryota; Fungi; Basidiomycota; Exobasidiomycetes; Ceraceosorales; Ceraceosoraceae. The record is from the annotation of a GenBank genome assembly.
AUGCCAGCUCAAACGCGUUCCAAACGCGGCGCGUCAUCAAAGGAUGAUCCCUCCGAGCCGCCCGCAAAGGCUGCCAAAACAGCAAAGCAGCCAAGAGCGAAGAAGCAAGGAGGCAAGGUGGAGACUAAGAAGGGCAGCGAUCCCUCGUUGAUGAAGCGUUUGCUGAGCGAAGACGUCUAUGCUCUUGCCUAUCCGAGAAUAGAAAAGGGGCACGGCGAGAAGGACUGGUCUGAAGAGGAACGCGUCAAACCGCUUCCAAAGGAGAAGACGGGUCAAUUGGAAGCCGAGCAGCGCACCGACGCUGUUGGCCAGGAUCGGUCGACGGGAAAAGCGCGCGGCUACACAUCGCCAGGCUUGACGCCCUUUGCCGAGCUCAUUUGCGCGAUUCUGCUCUCCAAGCCGCUAUCGCAUCGCCUUGGUCUGCGCACCAUCGCCACUCUCUUCAGCCCGCCAUUUGGUCUCUACACACCAGAAGCUUUGGAGAAAGCAGGGAAAGAGGGGAGGCGAGAGCCAAUGUACGAAGCGCGUACCCAGCACAAGGAUAAGACUGCUGAUCAGCUAGGCGAUGUCGUACAAGGUCUAAGAGAAAUCUGCGGUGACGAUGAACAGGAUGUCAUCGAGCUCAAAGCAGUUCGCGAGGCUGUUCAGGGCCAGGAGCGAGACGAAGCCGUGGAGACGGCUCGCAGCAAGCUCACUUCCGGCGUGAAAGGCCUGGGGCCGACGGGUGUAGACAUCUUUUUGCGGCGGAUCCAAGCUCACGAAGGUUGGCAGGCCGUCUAUCCGUUCAUGGACAGUCGAACAGCCUCCAUCGCCGCUCGACUUGAGCUUAUCGACGAAAAAGCCGCUGAAGACUCUUUACGAGCUGCCUCGGAUCUCGACGAGAUGCUGAGCACACAUGUCAAGGAUGCAAGCGAUGAGAAGAGGCGACAAGCAUUUACUCGCUUGCUGGAUGUUCUCGUGGGACUUGAUCUCGAGAAGAAAUUGGACGCGGUCAAGAAUGAUUCAUAG